Messenger RNA from Cynoglossus semilaevis (tongue sole), 5720 nucleotides. It is a transcript of the gene cc2d2a, whose product is annotated as coiled-coil and C2 domain containing 2A. The transcript is spliced from 39 exons. The coding region runs from base 333 to 5270 and encodes 1645 amino acids. NCBI's taxonomy places the organism in Eukaryota, Metazoa, Chordata, Actinopteri, Pleuronectiformes, Cynoglossidae. Gene Ontology annotation, biological process: protein localization to ciliary transition zone; non-motile cilium assembly. Gene Ontology annotation, cellular component: ciliary transition zone. The record is from RefSeq and is a predicted model, not a curated record.
GGAAAUAUAAAAACAGAAAAUGUUUUAAUAUUAACUAUAUGUUAGUAAGAACAUAAAUAUUUUUCUACUGAUUGGUUAAGAUUUACAUUUGAGCACUGCUGAUUGGUUAAACGUGCAAACCACCUAUCAGGAUAGAAUACGGGCGGGACUUUAAUAACACUUUUAUUUCUACGUCGCAGUUGUGAUUUGGAUUUAUCAUAAGGUGAAUUCAAAUUCUGUAUUUUCUUAUUGUAUGAUAAAAAUAUAGUAAAGGGGUAAUUAAAGUGAUUUUUAUUCCUACGAGACAGUAAUUAAUUUAUUUGACUACCACAGAGCGGGCGCUUCUGUUAAUCAUGGCCAAUUUUCAAACAACAAAUACUACCACAAUGACAACGUCUAGCGACAUUAAAGGGAAACUGCGCAAGACUCUGGCCAAAACCAAAGAUGAGGAGGACGGGCAGGCUCUGGUUCCGUCUACGGAGGUGAGUGAGGGGAAAGGACAAACCAACAGGAAGGAACCCAGAGAUGGAGAAGAUCCAGGAGAAAGUCUGAAACGCAGACUCCAGGCUCAGAGACAGAGGAGGAAGAAAAGGCUGCUUGAACAGUCUUCAGUCCAUAGCGCUCAGGGGGAGAGAGGGGAGGUUUUCACUGAGGGAUCAGCUGAGAAGUCAGCAGAACCUGUGAUUGUUUCAACACGUUCUCCGAGAGGACUUGAGUCCAGCUCAGGCUCGCAGCACUUCGACAGCAACGUGACCCAGCAGCUGAAGGAGAGGCUGAGAGCAGCCAGAUCCAAGGCAGGGAGCCUCCAGCAGGAGGAGUCGUCCUCUCUGGAGUCGGGGAGUCGUCUUCAGAGCCUGAGACACAGAGACACUGUCACCAGGUUUGACAGGGAGACUGAUCCUGACACAGCUGCGAGACCCCAUCGUGUCCCAUUUGACCUCAGCACCAGGGUCAAGUUCAGGGAAUCAAGGAGACAGUCCCAGACAGAGAAGGGUCUCCCCUCUGCUGAGGAGGCCUACAACUUCUUCACCUUGAACUUUGAGCCAGAUCCUCCAGAACAAGCUGAGACAAUUGGCAGGAGGAGACAGAAACACAAAAAUGAAGCAGAAGAUGAAGAAGAACCUGAAGCUGAGGAGGAAGACGAUGCUGUAGAUGAUAAUCAGGAUGAAAACCCAGACCAGAAUGAGGAGGCUCCUUUGGUCCAAGAUGAAGAGGAGGAUUUAUUUACUAUACAACAAUCGUCCCAGGACUUCCUGGAGGUCAGGAAAGCAGAGUAUACUGGGUACAGGAACCUUGUCCAGAGGGAGAGAGAGAGAGAGCUGCUGUUCACGCCCAGUGUUGGAACAGUUCCCACCUCGGUGAAACUCCCUGAAAACAUGAAGCCACGUUACCUGGAGGACGAGGGUCUGUACGUGGGACAGAGACCCUCGGUGUCCCAGAACAACCAGAACCAAAUGGAGAACCGGAUUCUGAAAAUGGAGGAGGGUAAGAAGUGGUUUGGAGACGAUGGCAGGAUCCUGGCUCUGCCUGAUCCCAUCAAGGAGUCGUCCACCAGACCUCCUCUGUUCCACAUGGAGGAGGAUCUGGACCCUGCACUGCAAACUGUUCACAGGACGGCCAUCAAGUCUGAACCUGCCAAAAUGUACAUGAUGGGGGCAGCAGAUCCAGAAGGAGACUACAGACUGGACGUAGAUGUUUCUGGAUUGGUCUUCAGUCAUCACCCACUUUUCAGCCGUGAACACGUCUUGGCAGCUCGACUGGCCCAGCUGUAUGAUCAGUAUCUGAGCAGGCAGCACAACAACCUCACUGGUCACCUGACUGACAAGUUGAAUGGCCUGAGGAGGGCGCUGAGGAACAUACUGGAGAUCCAUGGUGGGCAGAACCUCUCUCCAGCCAUGCAGCAGAGGAUUUCUGAGUACAGCCAAGAAGUUCGAGACACCCGUCAGCUCAGAGACAGCCAGCAGGAGAAGGACAGAGUUCUGCUGAAGAACAUCAUCAAAGCAUGGAAGGACAUGAAGGAUCUGAGAGAGUUCCAGAAGUUCACCAACACACCCUUCAAGCUAUACCUAAGAAAGGAGAAUGUGGACCAGGCGUCAGAUGAACAUGAUCAUGAAGAAGAAAUCCUGGCAGAGGUGAUGGAGCUGGAGGUGGAGAGCCAGGAGGAGUAUCAGAGAAGGUUGGCCCAGUACAAGAAGCAGCUGCUGGAGUGGAAGCUCUCCAGGAAGAAGCAGAAAUCAAAGAAGAAGAAAAAACAGAAGAAGAGGAACAAGGGCCAGUUACAGGAGGACACAGACGAAGAAGAAGAAGACCAAGAGAUGGAUGACUCAGGAGAAGACCUCCCAAAACCAGAACCUCCAGAGAGGCCAGACCUGGGCUCCCUGGAACAGAUGGUCCGAGAGAAAGCUUCCAGGAUUCGCAGAAAACCUGGAGAUGCCAUCUUGAUUCCUGAACUGUCUGCGUCCGGGAAAAUCACUGCCAGUGAACUAUGUCCCAGGGCUGAGGUGUCCAGGAGGGAGGAGGUCAUGCGUCGCUCUCUAUUUGUGAAGAUCCUGUACAACGACAAAGAAGUUUCCCGCACGGACAGUCGCUGCCUGAACACUGAUUUCAGAGUCCACUUUGGUCAGAUCUUCAACCUGAAGAUCCUCAACUGUCCACAUAGCAUCAACCUACAGGUGUUUGAGGAGAGUGGAUCCUCCUGUUCUCUCCUGGCUCAGGUCUUUGUCCCAGUUCCAGACUCCUCAGUGUUGACAGGAGGAGUUCCUCUGGAGGAGAUUGAGUUCAGCUGCAACCAGAGAGUCAUGUUUGACCAUGAGGGAGUGGGAAGUGAUGUCCCCCUGUCCUUUGAGGCUGAUGGUGGCAAAAGAAUAACCCUGUUGACUUCUGGGAAGCUGUCCUGCUGUGUUUCAUGGGGGGUGGGUGAGGACGAUGUCCCCCUCGCUCCUCCUGCAUCUCAGCGUCAUAGCGGCACACACAGCGGUCGUCUGGAUGCCGUCUCCUACAUUGGUGCAUCUGGGCUCUACGACAUGAAAAAAAUUGCAGACUGGGCGACGCAGUCUCGUCUAGAUCCCAACGAUCCGAAGAACGUUUCUAUCAUGCAGCUGCUGAAGGUGGCCAGCAGUGGAGAGGUGACCGCUCCAGACUACUUUAGACUGGAACAACUCCAGGAGGAGUUCAACUUUGUGAUGGACGAGGAGUUCAGGAGCUCCAGGAGGUUUCGUCUGCUCCAACUCCGCAACCAGGAGGUGGCAGAGUUUAGAAAUUACAAAGGUGUUCCUUCUGUGGAGAGAGAGGUGGAUGACAAAGUCUUUCAGGUUUAUGAGAGGAGACUGAAGGAUGGAGAGAUGAUCCACACUGAGGAACAUCUGGACUCACACCGAGCUCUGGUGGCCAAGUACCUGCAGAAGAUCAGAGAUUCAGUAAUUAACCGUUUCCUUCUCGCCAAACAUCACUUCCUGCUCUCUGACUUGGUGAUAGAAGAAGAGAUACCGACCAUAGGAAUUCUGGGAAUCAACCUGUUCAAACUGGCUGAACCCAAGCGUCCGCUGAAACCUCAGAGGAAAGAGAGGAAGAAGGUGACGGCUCAGAAUCUGUCCGACGGAGACAUCCGACUGCUGGUCAACAUCAUCAGAGCCUUCGACGUCCCCGUCCGCAGGCCCCACAGCAAUAAACCAGGACCGUCACCCCAGGGGGCUGUCCAAGGCUGGGACUGGUUCGGUGGCCAGGUCCAAGUCAGGCCUUUUGUGGAGGUUUCCUUCCAGAGAACAGUUCUUCAGACGACCACAGCGGACGGGCCGAACCCCUGCUGGAACGAGGAGCUGCAGCUGCCCUUCAGUGCCCCUAAUGGUGAUUACAGCAUUGCCAGUUUGCAGUCUGUCAAAGAUGAGGUCUUCAUCAGCAUAUUUGAUGAAGUAGUUUACGAAACUGGAACGAGUGACAGGGAUGGAGGAACGUCUGUUCAGACCACAGCACAGAAACACUGGCUGGGUUCUGUGAAGAUUCCUUUCAGCACCAUCUACUCUCAGUCCAGGAUUGAUGGAACGUUCAGGGUCAACACUCCUGCAGUUCUGCUGGGCUACAGUAGAGAACGCAGCCACGCCCACAGUGGUUAUGAUGUUCUGAGGAGUCUGAGCGAAGGAACCUUCAUCACACUCUUCAUCACCAUUGAACCUCACCUGGUGCCGGGAGAGUCCAUCAGAGAGAAGUUUGACAGUCAAGAGGACGAGCGUUUGCUUCAGGCUGCUGUCAAAUUUGAGCGGGAUGCGACCCAGUCCCAUCCAGACCGACCCUGUGUCACCACUGUCAUUGACCUUAACGGGAAGACUGUCUUCAUCACCCGUUACAUCAGACCACUCAACCCUCCACAGGAGCUACUGGACGCUUCUCCCAACAACCCUCAGGACGCUGCGGCUCUGGUAGCUCGCUUUGUUUCUCUCAUUCCCUCUCUCCCUGACAGAGUUUCCUUCUCCUUCGCUUGUGACCUGUGGAGCACAUGUGACCAAUUCCUCACCCUGCUGGCAGGAGAUGAAGAAGAACAUGCUGUUCUCCUCUGCAACUACUUUCUGUCUAUGGGCAAGAAAUCCUGGCUCAUCAUGGGCACAGCCAUACCAGAGGGACCCACAGCCUAUGUACUGACCUAUGAGCAGAGCAGGUACCUGAUCUGGAAUCCCAGCAGUGGUCAGUACUACAGUCAGUACGACACCUUCUGCCCCCUGCAGAUGGUCGGCUGCCUGGUCAACCCUGACAACGUUUGGUUCAACAUCCAGGAAUAUGCUUUACCAAUGAGGAUGAGCUUUGACGUGACUAGAGCCAAUCAGUGGAAACCAUUUUUCUCCCGCUCCUUCUCCCACCCUGGACUGUCCAGUGUUCAGCCUGAGGAGCUGCUGUAUCGCCGCACGGACAGAACAGCUGCCACAGAACUCCAGGACCGAAUUGAGAAGAUACUGAAGGAGAAGAUUAUGGAGUGGCGCCCCCGUCAGCCCACCCGCUGGAACCGCCAUUGCACUUCCACCCUCAAACACUUCCUGCCAAAACUGGAGCAAAGCGGAGGGCGAGAUGUGGCUGAGGCCCACCGCCACGAGCUGCAGAGCAUGCUGGGAGAUAACAGGAUCUCAGGGUUCCCGCUCCACUUGCCUUUCUCAGAGGUCCGGCCCAUCGUGGAGGCUGUCUACAGCACCGGGGUCCACAAUGUCCAGUCGUCCAACGUGGAGUUUGCUCUGGCCGUGUACGUGCACCCAUACCCGAACAACGUCCUGUCUGUAUGGGUGUACCUGGCCUCGCUGGUCCGCAUGUGAUGUCACUUCCUGCUGCAUCACGGUACAUUUGCACACUGUACAGACAUCAGAUCCAGACUGUGGACUGAAAGAUCAACACAAAUAUGAAAACUAGGACUAGAUACUGACACAGCAUAAGACUGGUUCUGGUGUUGAUACUGGUCCAAGUGUCAGUAACCAUAGCAGUGGUUCAUCAAGAAGCUAAUCAAUGUAAACAGACAAACUGAUGAUGAGUGAGUGAUGGUCAGGUCGUCAUUAAACUCCUGUUUAUUUUUCCAUGCCAUUAAAACAACAGUGAUGUCACAGUGAGUUGAACAGAACCAGAACCAGACCGAGGAGUGAGAACAAAGAACCAAACACUGGUGUUCCUGUGUCUACUGGUUACAACUGGCUCUUAUUCCUUUUCUACAAGACAGAGGGAAGUUGUUGUGAAAAGACAGGAGCAGCGUUAACAGUUUCAUUUGGAAACAA